AUGCGGGCUGGCUGGUGUAUCAAGCUUCCGAGUUCGUCGAUGUCAUCGCUUUCGCGCCCUUCUGAGCCUCCUGAUAUGAAGAACAUGAGUAAGAUAACUCAAGACGAAGAGAAGCUAGUGCAAUGUAAUGAAACUUGUGUUAAAGAUGAUAAUAAUAAUGAAGAUCCGUGGUUGGCCAAGGUGGGAACGUUGGUGGAGGCACAAUCAGCUUGUUUGAAUUUACUUGGUGUGAAGGGUGCUAUGCCUAGUAAAGAAUCACCAGGAGCAAAUUCAAGGCAAUUGGCAACAAUAGAAAACACUGAAUCGAAACCCAGUAUACUACCCUCCAUAUAUGCUUUUGAAGGAUACUCUAACAGGACUAAUUCCCUCUGA
Messenger RNA from Vicia faba (fava bean), 372 nucleotides. The record is from the annotation of a GenBank genome assembly. Lineage: Eukaryota; Viridiplantae; Streptophyta; Magnoliopsida; Fabales; Fabaceae.